UUCAGCAGUAGCUCAAUAGACAUUGUUCUGUUGAGAGGUGCAUCUUUCGAUAGGAAUAAUGUCCGUUCCGCCAUAUCGCCAUUUCACCCAGAUUGGGGAUCCUGUGCUACGCCAAGUGGCCGAAGAAGUUCCUCCGGAGCGCAUAGACACCAAGGAGAUCGAUCAGAUCAUAGACCGCAUGGUGAAGGUGUUACGUCACUACGAUUGCGUGGGCGUGGCAGCGCCCCAAAUCGGAAUACCGCUGCGCAUUAUCGUCAUGGAAUUCCGAGAGGGCAAGCAGGAGCAAUUCAAACCGGAAAUCUACGAAGAGCGCAAAAUGUCAACUCUGCCCUUAACGGUCUUCAUUAAUCCGGAGCUGGAGAUAAUCAGCAGCCAAGUGAACAAACAUCCCGAGGGUUGUAUGAGUGUGCGGGGCUAUUCCGCUAAGGUGGAGCGCUACGAUAAGGUCCGCAUCCGAGGGAUCGGCAAGCUGGAUACCCCGUCGGAAAUGGAACUGGAGGGCUGGAGUGCACGGAUCGCCCAGCACGAGGUGGAUCACCUGAAUGGAACCAUCUACGUGGAUCGCAUGGAUGUCUCUAGCUUCAACUGCGUCAGCUGGGAACAGGUCAACUCGGCCGAAGGUCGAUCGGCCAUUUGGUUUCAUAAGUAAUACAGUUUAUAGACGAAAUUGUGCUAACAUUUCUAGAACUAUAAUUUUACAUAUUUUUUUGUCAAUAAAAAUAUAUAAAAACGUUUA
Molecule: messenger RNA, 736 nt
Organism: Drosophila rhopaloa
Lineage: Eukaryota; Metazoa; Arthropoda; Insecta; Diptera; Drosophilidae
Product: peptide deformylase, mitochondrial
Exons: 2
Coding region: 59-649 (196 amino acids)
Biological process (GO): N-terminal protein amino acid modification; peptidyl-methionine modification
Cellular component (GO): mitochondrion
Molecular function (GO): peptide deformylase activity
Source: RefSeq, a predicted model, not a curated record